Molecule: messenger RNA, 4551 nt
Organism: Pygocentrus nattereri (red-bellied piranha)
Lineage: Eukaryota; Metazoa; Chordata; Actinopteri; Characiformes; Serrasalmidae
Gene: cnsta
Product: consortin, connexin sorting protein a
Exons: 13
Coding region: 183-1922 (579 amino acids)
Biological process (GO): positive regulation of Golgi to plasma membrane protein transport
Cellular component (GO): transport vesicle; trans-Golgi network; plasma membrane
Molecular function (GO): connexin binding
Source: RefSeq, a predicted model, not a curated record
UCCCGGAUGGUGUUGUCAGGAAGAGCCGCUGCUCCGGAGCGUUUCCACAUUUCCAGGUCUAAAGCUCCGUAAUCCGCCCCGCAGCCGCGCUCCCGGCCCGCCGGCCGCCCGGUGUCCGUGUGCGGUGGUCCGGCCUGUGGGGGUUUCGGUUCUCUCUUCAUGCUGCCGGCGGUCUGGAGCUCAUGGAUGAGGGACAGUGGCAGAGCGAAGGCCCGUUGAGGCGAGGCGGGACGGGGGAUGCAGAGCUCCAGAGCGAGGGCUCAGCCCGAAGCCCCGACCAGAACCACAACCGCCUGCUGGAGGAGGGCGAGGAGGUGGAGCAGGGUCCGAGAGGAGGACACAGGACCACCCAGGACUCUACCAACAACAACGGCAGCACAGGGGAGGAUGAAGAGGAGGAGGAGGACGACGAAGAUGAAGCCUAUGAAGAAGGUUCUAAAGUGGAGGAAGAGGAUGAUGAAGAGAUGGACAGUAACAGCGGAGCCUUUUCUCCGGAGCUGGACGGACAGAUACAGGACUCGCCGUCGCCAAGCCCCAGCCCUACAGUAUCUGAAGCCCCUCUGAGUGCGGAGUGUACGGCAGUGGGUGCUGCUGUUCCGGAGCUCGGUCCGUCUCUCUCCGCAUGUGUGUGUGUGUUGGAGGAGAGAGGAGACGACGCUCUGCUGCCUCACACACUGCACCAGAUAGCGGAGGCUCUGGUUCUGGAGGGAGACUAUCAGCGGGCCAUCCGCCUCCUGCAGCUGGAGAGACUGUACCAUGAGAGAGUGCUGUCCAACAUCGCCGCCCUGCAGGAGCAAUGGGAGAGCAGAUGGAGGCUGGUUGAUCAGGUUCAGGGCUCCAGUGACCUGGAUGUAGAACAUUUGGAGAAGCUGAGACACAUCUGCAGAACACACACACAACCGAGGCGGAGCGCCGAGAGGUGUGAGCUGGUGGUUAAAGUCCAGCGGAACAGAGUGGUCAGCGAGAGCGCCGGAGAGAACCACAGCGCGUCAGAGCGUCCAUGCGGCUCAGCUGAAUCAGAGAAGCUGAUGGACGAGCAGAAGAGCCGGGAUGAUUUCCCUGAAGUGUGCCGCAGUUCCCCUGUCAAUCAGCAGGGGGAGACAGAUUCACACUUCCUCAAUUCCUUCCUCAGCCCUUCCUUCUCUUCCGACUCAGCCACGCCCUCUUACACCAUGACGGACAGCCCCCCGCUGAGCGGAGGAGGGGAGGAGAAGGCCGAGAGUCCAGCAGAUACGCACACAGUGGCCAAACUGACUGGCGCUCUGCGGACCAGAGGGCCCGGAGAGGAGAUGGAGGGAGAAGGGGAGUCUCUAGACACCGGACAGGACACGGGACUGGACCGGACGGAAGUAGCAGAGCCAGUGGAGAAAGGAGGAGGAGAGGAGGAGGUGGAGGAGGCAGUGGAGGCUCUGGAGUUGGAGGCUGGAGGAGAACACCAGGAGCCGCUGGAUCUGGAGGUUCCUGAGCUGAGAGUGGAGGAUGAGCUGGAGGAGGAGGGGCACGGUGUGGAGACGCUGGAGGUGGAGAAAAUGGACACACUGGACGACCUGGCAAAACGCAUCCAGGUGGAGGAGAUCGCUCCGGCUGCUGGUCUGGUUUCUAUCCUGAAGAGAAGAGCCUCUCUGAAGGGGACGAGCUCCACCACACCGACUCCAAAACCCGCCAGCAAACGCAAAGUCCGCUUCCGAGUCCCUGACGAUGGCCUGGACCACGAUGAAGUGGGCGGAGACUCCUGGUUGCUCCUCCUGCUGCUGUGCCUCGCCACUGUGGUGAUCAGUGUGGGUGGGACUGCGCUGUACUGCACCUUCGGCGACGCCCAGUCGAGCGUGUGCACGGAUUUCUCCCACAACAUGGACUUCUACGUAGGUCAGGUUCAGCGGGGGGUGGACGAGCUCCGGCACUGGCUGACCCGCGGCUCGUAGCAGGAGGACCGAGGAGCAGCGGAGAGGGACCCAAACGCAUCUCCGGAUAAAAACGCCUGCCUCCCUGAAGGUUUGUGUGUCGCUCUCAUGAACACCAGGCUGAAACGAUCAACUACAGCGCUAACUCUGAGACAUCGGCACAGCUUCCAGGUCUGUCUGAGCCACUUCCUGCGUCCGUGUAUGGCGAGCCGAAGCAUUCUGCACACCACAGGAACCUGGAGGCUGGACAUAACGGCCGUGUGUCCCAUCAGGGUCAAACCGAAGCCUUCCACGCAGGGAACUGGACAAAGAAACACACACCCGGCCGUGAGGAGGCCUCCUGAAGGAGCAGGGAAUCUCUCGGCCAGUGUAGCUCAGUGUUUACUGCCGUCAACUUCACCUCAUGUACAGAGACCGAGUUUUUAAAGUCUUAAAUACGGAGUCUUAACGUUUGAUUGGUGGCAUUUCCCCGUUCUUUCAAUAGCUGGAUCGCCAUGGCGACACUAGAGAGGAUGCUGACUACAGCAGUGGUUCUCAGCUGGUAGCAGGCGUUGAGAGGGUUGCGAGUACGUCAGGAAAAAAAAUCAAACUUUUAUCGUUUUAAGUUUAUAGAAUUUUGAUGGUGAGCUUUUACUUUGAAAGGCGUCAGGUGGGUUUUAGAGGUACGCUUUUAUUUUGAAAGGCAUCCUAGGCUGUGUCCAAAACUUACUACCAAAUAAAUAUAUAUAAGUAUAUCGCUGUUGUUGGAACAAAACCUCGUGUCUCCAACAUGGUAGCUUUACGGGAGAAGGAGAAAACUACUUCACUUUUAAUGUAAGUCAAUGGAACCAGACGUCUUUCCAUCUUUAAUUAAAUUUACACACACUGCGAAGAGCAACAGGCAUUUUUAAUUUGUCAAAAACUGAAAAACGUGAAAAAACCUUCCGACAACAGCUGAAUGUAUUCAGUACAAUCAUAGAGUAAUAAUAAUAAUAGUAGAUAUUUUAUAUGUAAAAAUGUUCAGUUCAGUGUGUGUAUAUAAUAGUAAUAGUAUAUAUAACAGUAUAUUUAGUGUAUGCAUACCAAAUUUAGACGACUAUACAACACAUUGUGUCCUGCCGAGUACACUCUACUCCUAAAGCUGAUGUGGUUAAUAUCAGCCCUCGUCUCGCGUUAGUGCAGUUUAUACAUACUGUUUUAUGGCGCUGCUCCAUACGAACGUCGCCUGCCGGUGUUUUUACAGCGUUUGCUUUGGAAAACAACCAUAUUUCAUCAGAUUCUCUAAAAUAGCACCACUCAUGUAAAUCACUAUGUUGCAUUGUUUACUUUAUAAUCACUACAGUAAUGCUGUCUUCCGCUCGCGGGCUUUCAGUGCUGCGGUGUUCAGUGGUUCCCCAACACUUUCAUCUUUUAAAAACGAGGAAAGUUCACUGGAUAUCAGCCCUUUAACGGCUCCACGUGGUUUGAGGCUAGCGUGUGAUGUUUCGGGCCUGCGGUCAGCGCCGUGCUGUUUGGUGCUGAUUAUUCUCAGAUAUCGGCUCAGUGCUGUUUCCAUUCAGGUUUAGCGUCAGAGGGCGUCUGUACCCAAAACCACUCCAGCCUUAAAACCACGUUUUUCUCUGAUACACAUCUACACUGAGCAGGUGGAACAGCGUGGAGGGUAAAGCACGGAUGCAGCAGCUGAGCUGUAUGAACAUUAUGAUGACUAUCUGUCUGCGCAUGCACUGCAAGUACCCUCUCCAAACGAUGGUUCCUUAAGGGUUCUUUAGUAAAGACAGUGUUUCCCUCCAAUGGGUCCUAGGACGACCUUGGGGUUUCAUCCCCAUUGGCCAUGCCUGGUACUCCCCCACCGGGAGGCGUCCAGGGGGCAUCCAGAUCAGGUGCCCGAACAACCUCAGCUGGCUCCUCUCAAUGCGGAGGAGUAGCGGCUCUACUCCGAGCUCCUCCCAGACGGCCGAGCUCCUCACACUGUCAGUAGAGUGUAGCCGCCACGCUGCGAAGAGGCUCAUUUCCGCUGCUUGUAUCCGUGAUCUUUGGUCAUUACUCACAGCUCAUGACCGCAGGUGAGGGUCAGGAUGUAGACCGACCGGUAAACGGAGAGCUUCGCCUUAUGGCUCAGCUCCUCUUCACCAGUACAGUCCGGUACAGUGACCGCAUUACUUCUGCUGCCUGUCCCAGCCUGCGGCCGAUCUCACCAUCCCUCUUCCUAUCACUCGUGAACAAGACACCAAGAUACUUAAACUCCUCCACCUGGGGCAGGACCUUUCCCCUUACCUGGAGUGGACAUGCCGUCCUGUUCUCAGAAAGCAGGUUGCCUAAUAAAGCUUGGCUUUAUUUUUUUCUGAGUGGCCACAUCUGUGUAAUAGUCAAAGUGCCCCUCUGAGUGUUUUACAGUGUUGGGGUUAGCAGGGAUAACACAGCCAGGAAAACUACACUAAUCAAAACACGGAAUUUUGAGGACGUUGAAGAUACGACACUAAAUCAACAAUAAAUACUGCAUUUAUUACACUGAGGACAGAAUAGAGACCCAGGAACCAGAAAACAACUCAUUUUUUAUUUUCUGUUAAAUGGUUCAGAUGUAAACAGAGCGGUUCUGAGCGGUUCGGUGUGAAACGCUCUGUUCUAGAUAAUCUUACCGAGUCAGAACUGUCCACAGUGGUGGUGAUAGGAA